Anopheles darlingi is the source of this 2383-nucleotide messenger RNA. Its product is annotated as N-acetylgalactosaminyltransferase 6-like. Gene Ontology annotation, cellular component: Golgi apparatus. The record is from RefSeq and is a predicted model, not a curated record. The transcript has 2 exons. NCBI's taxonomy places the organism in Eukaryota, Metazoa, Arthropoda, Insecta, Diptera, Culicidae. The coding region runs from base 321 to 2171 and encodes 616 amino acids.
GUUGUGCGAAUUUCGGGGCUUGUUAAAACCACAUCCGACGAGGAAAAGAUCCCGUUACGCAUUUUGUUUAUCGACGGUUUACCGGCUAUCGGAGUGAAAGAAGUUUUUCAAGUUCUACGCACACACACACACGCUCGUACGUAAGAACACGCCACAGAUGCAGCUGGGGAUGGGCUGCAGCAGAGGAAUUCCGCCGUGUUGGCAUGUGUAAAGGGCUUCUUACUGUCGAUUCUCGUGCGUUCCAGCUAACACAACACCCCCAGGGAGUCACUGUUGUCACCAGGAACUCGUGAAACUAGCAGGUAGUCACAGCUUCGAGAAUGCGUCGCAAUCUACGAGUGCUGCUGAAGUACGCGCUUGUAUCGAGCGCGAUUCUACUGUUCAUCACGCUCCUACUCCGGUCCUUCAGUGAGAACUCGCAAAGCAACUUCCUGUUCGCACCAGAAUCACUGGUAAAACAACGACACGAGCACCAGCAGGCGCAACAUGCAAAGGAAGGAUCGUUCUUCAACGAGCCGGCCAAGAACGUACACGGGAAGCAGAUCGAUUGGCACAACUAUGAACAGAUCCAUCAGGAGGCAAAGCGAACGGGCAUCGGUGAGCAGGGUAAGGCCGGUCGGCUGAACGAGAAAGAGGCCGAGAUGAAGGACAAACUUUUCAAGAAGAACGGCUUCAACGCCGUGCUCAGCGACUUGAUUUCGCUCAAUCGCUCUUUACCCGACAUUCGGCAUCGAGGGUGCCGGAAGAAGAAGUAUCUGAGCGAACUACCGACUGUCAGCGUGGUCGUGCCGUUCUACAACGAACACUGGAGCACCCUGCUGCGGACGGCCUCUAGUGUACUGCUGCGUUCUCCGCCGGAACUUAUCGCAGAGGUAAUCCUGGUGGAUGACUGUAGCACGAAGGACUUCCUUAAGGGCCAGCUCGAGCUGUACGUGGGCGAGAAUAUGCCGAAAGUGAAGAUAGUACGUCUGCCAGAACGUUCCGGGUUGAUAGCGGCACGGCUUGCCGGUGCAAAGGUGGCCACCGCGGAUGUACUGAUCUUUCUUGAUUCGCACACGGAAGCGAAUGUGAACUGGCUACCACCGCUGCUCGAUCCGAUUGCCGCCGAUUACCGGACUUGCGUCUGUCCUUUCAUCGAUGUGAUCGACUGGGAUACGUUCGAGUAUCGGGCACAGGACGAAGGCGCACGUGGUGCAUUCGAUUGGAAGUUCUUCUACAAACGCUUGCCGCUUCUACCGAAGGAUUUAGCGAAUCCAACAGAACCGUUUGAAAGCCCCGUCAUGGCCGGUGGUCUGUUCGCGAUCAGUGCCAAGUUUUUCUGGGAAAUCGGUGGCUACGACGAGGGACUGGACAUAUGGGGCGGUGAGCAGUAUGAGCUGAGCUUCAAGAUAUGGCAAUGCGGCGGCAAGAUGUACGAUGCACCCUGUUCGCGCGUUGGACACAUAUAUCGUGGGUAUGCUCCGUUCGGGAAUCCGCGGAAGAAGGAUUUCCUCACGCGGAACUACAAACGCGUGGCCGAGGUAUGGAUGGACGAGUACAAGGAGUAUCUGUACAUGCGGGAUCGCAAGAAGUACGACAACACGGACGUUGGCGACAUUUCGAAGCAGCUAGCCAUCCGGGAGAAGCUGCAGUGCAAACCAUUCAAGUGGUUCAUGACGCACGUAGCGUUCGAUUUGAUGGAAAAGUACCCACCGAUAGAGCCGCCGGAUUUUGCGAACGGUGCUAUCCAGAGCGCGGCCAGACCGGCGCUAUGCGUCGACACGUUGAACCAUGGCGAGAAGCAAACGAUUGGUCUGUACUCUUGUGCGGAGGAUAAGCGGCAACCGCAACCGAACCAGUUCUUCCAGCUUUCCUGGCACCGGGACUUGCGGAUCAAAUUUGGUGAGCUGUGCUGGGACGUGUCGGAGAGUGUUCCUAACGCAAAAAUCCUCCUGUAUCACUGUCACGGUGGCCAGGGUAAUCAGCUUUGGCGAUACGAUCCCGAUAGCCAGAUGCUGAAGCAGGGCAAAAACAAUCGCUGUCUCGAUAUGGAUCCGAGCCUCGGCGACGGGCGUCAGGUGUUUGUGAAUCCGUGCAAUCUUACGAAUCCCCAUCAGAGGUGGCACUGGGGUUUCGUCAAUGCAACCUCCAUCAAACAGUGGGAAACGUAUGGUGCCAAGAUGAUUGACUGAAGGCAAGCGCAAUCGAAGUAAGCAAAGGCCGGUUGAACGACUUUGUGAUGUUUCGUGCGUACGCGCGGUUGCGACUGGCGGUUACCGACAAUAACAUUUUGCUCAAAAUUAAACGAAGAAACGAUUCCAUUCGGAACGGGUGCCAUCGCUGGAUCAAUAUGUUUCAUUAUUGCAAUAACUCGACCAUUCGCUCGACUCGCCUGCUUAGGUAU